Messenger RNA from Brassica napus (rape), 2758 nucleotides. Its product is annotated as TBC1 domain family member 15-like. Gene Ontology annotation, molecular function: GTPase activator activity. The transcript has 11 exons. The coding region runs from base 310 to 1611 and encodes 433 amino acids. Gene Ontology annotation, biological process: activation of GTPase activity. The record is from RefSeq and is a predicted model, not a curated record. NCBI's taxonomy places the organism in Eukaryota, Viridiplantae, Streptophyta, Magnoliopsida, Brassicales, Brassicaceae.
AGGAGGAGGAAGGAGGAUGGAUCAACGAAACGAUACACCAGUCAAAAAAAAAAAAAAUCAAUUGCAUCUCGAGAGACCACUCAAUUGAAAGGAGAAAGAUGAUUUGGUAGUACAUUGAGCAAUCCCUAAAAGAAAAGUUUGAUCCUCCAAAACUGGACCCCUCUUAAAAACUCCAAAGCAGUAGGACAAUUGAUCUUUUUGAGAGGGUUCCAGUUUCUUUAUUCUUCUUCUCCAAUCUUGUUUCCUGGGUUUGUUUGUUUUUUUUUUGUUUUUUUCCCGGGAAAGAUUUCAUUUUUAUUUUUAUUAUAAAUGUGGGGAGCGGCGGCAGAGCCAGCAGAUUCUUAUUACCAGAUUCGCCCUGAGUGCACCGAUGUCCCCAAUACCAGAUUCAAGAUCAAACCUGGUAAAACUCUAAGUGUAAGGAAAUGGCAGGCUGCAUUUACACAGGAAGGAUUCCUCGAUAUUGGCAAGACUCUUGGUCGUAUCCAACGAGGGGGAAUCCAUCCAUCGAUUAGAGGAGAAGUGUGGGAGUUCUUACUUGGUUGUUAUGAUCCAAAGAGCACUUUUGAUGAAAGAGAGCAAAUCCGACAACGUAGAAGGCUGCAGUAUGCUUCUUGGAAGCAGGAAUGUAAACAAAUGUUUCCAGUCAUCGGAAGUGGUGGAUUCAUCACCGCACCUGUAAUUACCGAGAAGGGUCAACCCAUUCUUGAUCCUCUUGUUCUACAAGAAACAAACUUAGGGGAGGAUUCUGAUUUCUUCAAAGAGCUUGAAAGCAGAGGACCUUUGGACAAGAAAGUUAUCCAAUGGAUGCUAACACUUCACCAGAUAGGUCUUGACGUAAACCGCACGGAUAGGACAUUGGUAUUCUACGAGAAGAAGGAGAAUCUGUCUAAGCUUUGGGACAUUCUAGCUCUCUACGCCUGGAUAGACAACGACGUUGGGUAUUGCCAAGGAAUGAGUGAUCUUUGUUCUCCUAUGAUCAUGCUUCUUGAAGACGAAGCUGAUGCUUUUUGGUGUUUUGAAAGAUUGAUGCGAAGAUUGAGAGGAAACUUCAGGAGCACGGGAAGAUCAGUUGGAGUUGAAGCACAGCUUACUCAUUUGUCUACAAUCACUCAGAUCAUCGAUCCUAAGCUUCACCAUCACUUAGAGAAUCUUGGUGGAGGUGACUAUCUCUUUGCUAUUCGGAUGAUAAUGGUUCAGUUCCGAAGAGAGUUCUCUUUCUGCGACUCCUUGUACCUUUGGGAGAUGAUGUGGGGGUUGGAGUAUGACCCUGAGAUGUAUUCUCUGUACGAGGAGCCUGAGUUCGAGGGAGCGAGAACCGAAGGUUCCUCCAAAGGCAAACCGAAGUCGAUAAAACAAUGUGGGAAGUACGAGAGAGAGAACAUGAAGAACGGUGGGAAAAGCAGCGCGGAAGGUCCUUUGCCUAUAUCGGUUUUCUUAGUGGCGAGUGUUUUGAAAGACAAGAGUUCUAAGCUUAUGACUGAAGCUAGAGGUCUUGAUGAUGUUGUUAAGAUCUUAAACGACAUAACCGGAAACUUGGAUGCUAAAAAGGCAUGUGCUGGUGCAAUGAAGCUACACAAGAAGUAUCUAAAAAAGCAGGCCAAGAAAUAGCACCUGGAAAAGAGCCAUGAGUAGCGUUUUUUUUGUAUGUGAUUUAUGAUUCCUUGGGAGACAAGCCUUCAAAAGAAAAAAACAAGAGUCCUACACGCAACAACUUUUCGUUGUCCAGUGUUCAUACAAAUCCAUGUUGUAAUAUUUUCUUUAAAAAACUAUGAUUACCUCUUGGGGUUUAAACUACAUUUUUGUAUUUGUCGGAUUAUGUAAAUAAAGAUGAAACAUGUGAACUCCAAAUCAGAAAUGAGAUUUGAGGAUCUUAAGAGGAUAAGUAUUUUCUCAGCCACGAAAACUGUUUGUAGACUCCGUUGCAAUGGACCAGUCCUGGUGGUGGAACGUUUGUCUUUCUUUGGAACAUCGUAACUUUAGUUCCUCAUGUUAACUUGAAGGCAAGGGAGAAAGCAACUAGGUCAAACAAGUUAGAGAGGGAGAGCAAACUGUUUAACUAAGAACAUGUUUAAUACGUUUCUUAUUUCUUAGGAUGAAAUUCUUAGCGGGAUAUAAGAAGUCUUUUAACUAAAAAAAACUAAUAACGGCUCUUAAAUAAUAACUUCACACUAAGAACCCAUUAAAUAUGCUCUAACAAAAAGUUUUAUAUUAAAAAAAAUAUAAGUCAAUAAAUGACAGAUAAGUGGCAAACCUUCUCAUUAUAUUGCAAAAGUCUCCUCAUGAAGAAACGUUCUCUUGUCUCUCUCAUCAGUUUCUUUACUUUUGUAUUUUUAUGUUUUAUGUUAAUUAUUACUAAGAAACCAAUUGAGAAUCCCACCAAUGCCGAUGGCCUAACGCAUACAUGUUUUAACUGCUACGAAACAGAACCUGCAUGCAAACAAACAAGUACAGCCGAACAAAGCUAAGUGAGCUGCUUGUGCUAGUUAAAACCAAUAAAGGAUCGGAGAACAACGCACAUUAAACCGAAUAAACGUUUUUAUUGGGAAGAAACAAAGACACCAGAAAAGUUCAUAACAUAAAUAGUCACAAGUUUUUUUAAAACACUCCUUUAUUGCAACUCCUUUCACAUAAAGAAGUAUCAAGGGGAAAUUUUCUUAGUUAAAAAAAACUUGUCCUUAAGCAUCUACGGUUUCAGCUGAAUCAGCAGCUGCUAAGACAAGCUCCGGGCUUAGGUCUCCGACAUACGAUCCAUCAA